Messenger RNA from Closterium sp. Yama58-4, 1833 nucleotides. The record is from the annotation of a GenBank genome assembly. NCBI's taxonomy places the organism in Eukaryota, Viridiplantae, Streptophyta, Zygnematophyceae, Desmidiales, Closteriaceae.
AUGAAUCCGUUUUCCCUGGAUCCGCUCUGCAUAAAUCCGUUUUCCCGGGAUCCGCUUUGCAUGAAUCCGUUUUCCCUGGAUCCGCUUUGCAUGAAUCCGUUCCCCUUGGAUCCGCUCUGCAUGAAUCCGUUCCCCUUGGAUCCGCUCUGCAUGAAUCCGUUUUCCCUGGAUCCGCUCUGCAUGAAUCCGUUUUCCCUGGAUCCGCUCUGCAUGAAUCCGUUCCCCUUGGAUCCGCUCUGCAUGAAUCCGUUUUCCCUGGAUCCGCUCUGCAUGAAUCCGUUUUCCCUGGAUCCGCUCUGCAUGAAUCCGUUCCCCUUGGAUCCGCUCUGCAUGAAUCCGUUUUCCCUGGAUCCGCUCUGCAUGAAUCCGUUUUCCCGGGAUCCGCUUUGCAUGAAUCCGUUUUCCCUGGAUCCGCUUUGCAUGAAUCCGUUCCCCCUGGAUCCGCUCUGCAUGAAUCCGUUUUCUCUUGGACCCGCUCUGCCCGGAUCCGUUUCCCCUGGAUCCGCUUAUCUCCUCAUCCCUUUGCUGUUGCCGCUUAUCUCCUCCUCCCCUUGCUACUGCCGCCUAUCUCCUCGCUCCCUUGCUGCUGCCGCUUAUCCCCUCCUUCCCCUGCCACUGGCCACCUCCCUCCCCUGCUCCUGCCGCGCCUCACUGUGCAGGCGCACGCCUGGCAUUGGGGUCGACCCAUCAGCCAUGGCUCGGAUGACUGCAGUGGCCAUGCAGUUGCCAGGCCUGCUCAUGGUUUUCCUUCUCGGCGCUGCCAUCUCUGCCAUUGCAAUCAUCAGUUUUACGGCACUUGACAGGGAUGCUCGUGCACCAGUUGCUGAGGACAAUGCCACUUGCCUACCUCCCGUUCAAGCCCAUGCAAUUGCUGCCUCUGCUCAGCAAGCCCAUGCAAUCAACUUGCCUUUUCACACUCUGCUUCCGAUGUUGGUGCUGUAUUCUGUCAUCUCCACUGCCAUCGCAACGCUCAUGGCACUGCUGUGGGGGAUGGGCGUGACCCACACGCAAGUCAGAGCAUGGGUGCAUCAGCAGGGCUUGGCUGUGACGGCUGGGCUGAUGAAGCUGAAGACUGCAAGCAAGUGCCUCCUGCCCCAUCAUGCCUAUUCUGGGAUGCAGAGAGUGGGUGAGGCUGUAAGAACUAUUGGGGCGAGUAUAGCCGGAACACACGAGUUGAAAGAUGAGGGGGAGCUGAAUGCGGUGAAGGGGGAGGUGGCUGAACAGAAGGAUGAAGUGAUGAAGUUGCGCAUCGAUCUGAAAAUCAGCCAGAGUGAAGGCGAUGCAGCAGACGCAUGGGAGGUCCUCAAAUCAAUAUCGCCCAAUUUGGAUCUGUCCGAAUUCUAUGACCUCUCGGACGACAUCCUCGCCCAUUUGUCAACCAUGACCCAUCUGAAAAGCAUUUUCUUGUACGCUAGCUCUGGCUUCACCGCAGAGGGCAUCAAGCUCCUCUACAGGCUGACAGGGCUGGAGUCACUAGAUCUCACCAGCACAAACGUCUCAGACAGUUUUUUGGAAGGCAUUGAGUCCUUGGUUAGCCUCACGUCCCUCUCUUUCCAGCACACCAAUGUGUCCGAUGCGGGUCUGUCGCACUUAACAGCUCUGACCUCUCUCAAUGUGCUAGAGCUUUCAGGAUGCGAUGGUGUGACGGAUGCUGGCAUGGUGCAUGUGGGGAGGCUAACAGGUCUUGAGAAACUUGACGUGGAUAGUACAGCAGUAACAAAUGAUGGGCUGCAGCAGCUGAACACCCUCACGAAGCUGACAUAUCUCAAGACACCAGAAGGGGGUGAACUUGAGAACGGUGAUGUUUGCAGGCGGAUAGGCAGGGAAGAAUGA